Messenger RNA from Symbiodinium sp. CCMP2592, 4920 nucleotides. The record is from the annotation of a GenBank genome assembly. Lineage: Eukaryota; Dinophyceae; Suessiales; Symbiodiniaceae.
AUGUGGGAGAACUCGCAGUACCAGAUCAUCGAGCUACCCGUAGUCACGCUCGAGGAUGGCAUUGAGUGUCAGUAUUUCUACGACCAAUCCCAAUGUCACAUCCCCGACCUCGGUACCUUGACACCUGCGAAUAAAGUGGUUGUGCCAGAGAUCUUCAUGGAGAACCGCAAGUUCCCCGACGUCCGGCAAGGCAAUAAUUUCUGCAUCAGGUGCAGUGGUCUCCUGGUUACCAAGAAGGAGGGCAACUACAAGUUCUUCCUGAGUUCGGACGACGGCUCCAUUAUGUAUCUGGACGGGCAGAAGCUCGUCGACAACAAUGGCUGCCACGGGGAGCAGGAGAAGAGCAGUGGUGACACCUUCAUGGCGAAGGGAACUCACCGGGUGACGGUGGACAUGUGCGAAAAGGGUGGCGGCGAGGUCCUGAAGCUGCGCUACAAGGGCCCGGACACCGGCAACUCCAAGGCGAAAGUCCCCAAGAGCGCUCUCAAGUACGGCAAGGAGCCGGACUUGGAGGCUGAGCUCGAGGGUGGCAUGGAGUGCGACUACUUCUACGAUCAGGCGCAAUGCCAAGUGCCGGACCUGAGUUCUCUGACCCCAGCUCACCGCGUGACUGUGCCAGAGAUCUACAUGACCAAUGGGAAGUUUCCGGACGUACGUCAGGGAGAUCAGUUCUGCACCAGGUGCACUGGUCGUCUCGUUACGAAGAAAGAGGGCAACUACAAGUUCUUCCUCGCCUCAGAUGACGGUUCCCUCAUGUACUUGAACGGGGAGAAAAUCGUGGACAACAACGGCUGCCACGGAGAAAGGGAGAGAGGCAGUGGCGACAAGUUCCUGAAGCCGGGUGCCCACGACAUCGUGGUGGACAUGUGCGAGAGGGGCGGUGGCGAGGUCUUGAAGAUGCGCUGGAAAGGACCAGACAGUGGCAAUUCCAAGUCCAAGAUCCCUGCUGCCGUGCUCAAGCACAAGAAGCCGAAGCUGAACCUCGUAGACGGCUUGGAGUGCGACUACUUCUACGAUCAGUCGCAGUGCCAAGUACCGGACCUAGGCGCCCUGACCCCAGCCCAUCGUGUGAUCGUGCACGAGAUCUACAUGACCAGUGGGAAGUUCCCGGACGUACGUCAGGGGGAUCAGUUCUGCACGAGGUGCACUGGUCGUCUCGUUACGAAGAAAGAGGGCAACUACAAGUUCUUCCUCGCCUCAGAUGACGGUUCCCUCAUGUACUUGAACGGAGAGAAAGUCGUGGACAACAACGGCUGCCAUGGAGAACAGGAGAAGGGCAGUGGCGACAAGUUCCUGAAGCCGGGUGCCCACGAGAUCGUGGUGGACAUGUGCGAGAAGGGCGGCGGCGAGGUCUUCAAGAUGCGCUGGAAAGGGCCGGACAGCGGCAACUCCAAGGUUAAGAUCCCCGCUGCCGUGCUGAAGCACGAGAAGCCAAAGUUCAACCUUGCCGACGGCAUGAAGUGUGAGUACUUCUACGAUCAGUCGCAGUGUCACAUACCGGAUCUGGGUGCCCUGAAAGCAGCCCAUAGCGUGAUCGUGCCGGAGAUCUACAUGACCCACGGGAAGUUCCCGGAUGUACGUCAAGGGGAUCGCUUCUGCACCAGGUGCACUGGUCGGCUGGUCACGAAGCAGGAGGGCAACUACAAGUUUUUCCUCGCGUCAGACGACGGUUCCCUCAUGUACCUGAACGGGGAGAAAGUCGUGGACAACAACGGCUGCCACGGAGAAACCGAGAAGGGCAGUGGCGACAAGUUCCUGAAGCCGGGUGCCCACGAGAUCAUGGUGGACAUGUGCGAGAUGGGCGGCGGCGAGGUCUUGAAGAUGCGUUGGAAAGGGCCGGACAGUGGCAACUCCAAGGUCAAGAUCCCCGCUGCGGUGCUCAAGCACGACAAGGAUGUUCCCGUCGAUCAGUACGGAACCAUUGACGUCCAGGGGAAGACCUACAACAAGUUCUGGUGGUUUACGAAGGGCUCCUCUUGGCCUGCAGGAAAGGCCGACGUCUUGGGCGAUUCCUUCGGGACCUGCGACGAUGGGGACAAAGUCUGCUUCCAGAGGUUGCCGAAGGUCGAGGAAAAGGACUUAGAGCUCCUCGCAGUCGAUGAUGUGGGCAAUCAGUUCCGGUGGCAGUUUGAUGCCUCGAACAGCGUGGCCCAUGCGGCUUUUGAGGCCUUCAGGCAUGGAAAGACCACUCAGAAGACGCACGGGCCGGCCUGGGCCCCCGAGGUUCUCAAGGGCUCUGUCACCAGUGGGGCACAGGACACGCUCAUGUACAGGGACCAGGAUGGAAUUCGCUCCUUCAUGUUGGACGACGAUGCCUGCGAUUGCCACUCCACGCUCUCCAUGGGCCAUGCCAUGUGCGGCAGCGGAUGCAACCAGCAGUAUGGAAACUGCCAGAUCAAGGGUGGCGUGGACAAGCUUUCCGAUCGGUCCGAAACGGGUGGAGAGGGGUCUGGCUCCAGCUGCACAGGACCUGCCACGGACCACGGCCUCACGCUCUACUUCCGGCAGAAAGGAGCAGAUGAGGACGAGGAGCAGGCGGACAUGAACGAAGGUCUCGAGUGCAACUACUACUACGACCAGUCCCAGUGCAAGGUUCCUGACUUGGAAGCUUUGACCCCAGCGAACCGGGUGGUGGUUCCGGAGAUCUUCAUGGAGAAUGGGAAGUUCCCCGAAGUGCGCCAGGGCAACCAUUUCUGCAUCAGGUGCACCGGUCACCUCGUCACGAAGAAGGAGGGUAACUACAAGUUCUUCCUCAGUUCGGACGAUGGUUCAGUCAUGUAUCUGAAUGACGAGAAGGUGGUCGACAACGACGACUGCCAUGGAGAAAGGGAGAGGAGCAGCGACCAGAAGUACCUGAAGAAGGGAAAGCACAAAUUGGCCGUGAACAUGUGCGAGAUGGGCGGUGGCGAGGUCCUGAAGAUGCGCUACAAAGGGCCGGACAGUGGCAACUCCAAGGUCAAGAUCCCCAAGUCUGCGCUGAGGCACGACAAGCCCGAGGAUGUUGACCUCGAGGACGGCUUGGAGUGCGACUACUUCUACGAUCAGUCGCAGUGCCAAGUGCCGGACUUGGGGCAGCUUUGCGUGAGUGUUGUCGUGCAAGCUGCAUGUCUCGAUCAGACCAAUGGGAAGUUUCCGGAAGUACGUCAGGGGGAUCACUUCUGCACGAGGUGCACUGGUCGUCUCGUUACGAAGAAAGACGGCAAAUACAAGUUCUUCCUCGCCUCAGAUGACGGUUCCCUCAUGUACCUGAACGGAAAGAAGAUCGUCGACAACAACGGCUGCCACGGAGAAAGGGAGAGAGGCAGUGACGACAUGGACUUGAAGUCGGGUGCCCACGAGAUCGUGGUGGACAUGUGCGAGAGGGGCGGUGGCGAGGUCUUCAAGAUGCGCUGGAAAGGACCAGACAGUGGCAACUCCAAGGUCAAGAUCCCGGCUACUGCGCUCAAGCACGAGAAGCCCAAGCUCGAUCUCGAAGACGGAUUGAAAUGCGACUACUUCUACGAUAAGUCGCAGUGCCGAGUUCCCGACCUGGGUGCCCUGAGCCCGGCUCAUAGCGUGAUUGUGCCCGAGAUCUACAUGACCAGCGGCAAGUUCCCCGACGUCCGGCAGGGAAACCACUUCUGCACGAGGUGUACCGGUCGGCUGGUCACGAAGAAGGAGGGCAAGUACAAGUUCUUCCUCGCUUCAGACGAUGGCUCUAACAUGUACUUGAACGGAAAGAAGAUCGUCGACAACGAUGACUGCCACGGAGAAAGGGAGAGAGGCAGUGACGACGUGGAGUUGAAACCGGGUGCCCACGAGAUCGUGGUGGACAUGUGCGAGAUGGGCGGUGGCGAGGUCUUCAAGAUGCGGUGGAAAGGACCAGACAGUGGCAACUCCAAGGUCAAGAUCCCGGCUACCGCGCUAAAGCACGAGAAGGCGAUGGUCAAGGGUGGCUUGGUGUGCGACUACUUCUAUGACCAGUCUCAGUGCCAAGUGCCGGACCUGGGAACCUUGACCCCGGGCAAUCGUGUGGUCGUGCCCGAGCUCCACAUGACGAACGGGAACUUCCCCGAAGUCAAGCAGGGCAACCAAUUCUGCGUGAGGUGUACUGGUCAGCUUGUCACGAAGAAGGAGGGCAAAUAUAAGUUCUUCACAGUCUCAGACGAUGGUUCCCUCAUGUACCUGAACGGAAAGAAGAUCGUCGACAACAAUGGCUGCCACGGAAGCAGGGAGAGAGGCAGUGACGAAAUGGAGUUGAAGCCAGGUACCCAUGACAUCAUGGUGGACAUGUGCGAGAAGGGUGGCGGCGAAGUCUUCAAGAUGCGCUGGAAAGGGCCGGACAGCGACAAUUCCAAGGUGAAGAUUCCUGCCCGUGCUCUUCAGCAUGUGGAGAUCUCGCUGAAGCCUCCCUUGGUCCUCAGCCACAAAGCGGCCUUUGAGUGCGGGAAGUGCCAGUUGUCGAGCGAGGGUUCGAGCGCUGCGCUGCCCACUGGAGGGCCUUUCACCUUUUUCGCUGAGGUCAACCCAAAGGGCCAAGCCGGAAAGCAUCCUGGCAUCCUCGGCUGGGGGAGCAGUGGGGACAACUUCGUGGCCCUGCGAAUGUUCCCCGGCCACAACAACGGCGGUCUCCAUCUGUACUGGAAAGCGAAUGGCCAGUUUAAGGAGCUCGCCGUGGAGUCUGCAGGUUUGCUGAACGAUGGUUGGAAGACCGUCGCAGCAUCCUGGGACAAGAGCACCAUCAAGCUGUAUGCCAACGGACAGCUCUUGAAGUCCAGCAGCUAUUCUGGUGCUUUCAAUGCAGCAGACAAGAGCGGCUUCUGUGCAUGCGUCGGCGAGCCCGGCCGUACCCAUGAGGCUCUUGGUGGCAAGAUGCGGAAUGUCCAGAUCAUGAACAAAGCUCUCAGUGAUGCAGAAAUUGCCAAGCUUCCCUUGGCGUGA